AUGUGGAGGCGCCGGCUACUCGUGGCCACCCUCUGCCUCCUCUGGGCCGGGGCGCGGGCUCAGUACGAGCGCUACAGUUUCAGGAGUUUCCCGCGCGACGAGCUGAUGCCCUUGGAGUCUGCCUACCGCUACGGCCUGGACCAGUACAGCAGCGAGAACUGGCCGGAGAGCGUGAGCUACCUGGAGAUGAGCCUGCGGCUCUAUCGCCUUCUGCGGGACAGCGAGGCCUUCUGUCACCUCAACUGUAGCUCCGUCCGCAUGGAGGAAGAGAAAGAGGCCGACCGUUUCGAUGGUUUCCCGGAGCUGCGCUAUUUCGGGGACAUGCUACGCAGAGCACAGUGCCUGAAACGCUGCAAGCAAGGGCUGCCGGCCUUCCGCCAGUCUCAGCCCAGCCGGGAAAUGCUGGAAGAAUUCCAGCGCCGCGAUCCCUACAAGUUCUUGCAGUUCGCCUACUUUAAGGCAAACAAUUUUCCAAAAGCUGUUGCAGCCGCACAUACAUUUCUUCUGAAACAUCCGGAGGAUGAAAUGAUGAAAAGGAAUAUGGCGUAUUACAAAAGCAUGCCUGAUGCUGAAGAUUAUGUUAAAGAUUUAGAAAUCAAAUCGUAUGAGACUCUCUUUGUCAGGGCAGUAAGGGCCUACAAUGGAGAAAACUGGAAGACCUCAAUUUCAGACAUGGAACUGGCACUUCCUGAUUUCUACAAAGCCUAUGAUGAUUGUACAGCUGCCUGCGAAGGCUCCCGAGAGAUCACAGAUUUUAAGGAGUUUUAUCUGUCUAUCGCAGAUCACUAUAUUGAAGUUCUUAAGUGCAAACUGAGAUGUGAAAUUGAUCUGACACCUGUCAUAGGGGGCUACGUUGUGGAAAAAUUUGUGGCAACUAUGUAUCACUACUUGCAGUUUGCCUAUUAUAAAUUGAAUGAUUUGAAGAAUGCAGCUCCAUGUGUUGCUAGUUACAUGCUUUUUGACCAGAAAGAUGAAGUGAUGAAACAGAAUCUUGUCUAUUACCAAUAUCAUAAAGAUAAAUGGGGACUCACAGAUGAAGAUUUCCAGCCUAGAGCUGAAGCCAUUCGAUAUUACAACAUAACAACGCUUCAGAAAGAAAUGUAUGAAUUUGCUAAGGAGUAUGUAAUGGAUGAUGAUGAAGGUGAAGUAGUAGAAUACCUUGAUGAACUCCUGGAAGUAGAAGAUGGAACACAGUGAUUUUUAACAAGUAAAGAAGGUUAAGAAGCGAAUAUUCACCAUUGCUCCUAAGUAUUUCCAUGCAUCAUCUUUAGCUCAGGUUUAGAAAUACCUCAGGUCUUUAUCAAGCUUCAUAAGAUGCCCGACUUAUCCUGUGAAUUUUCUACCUUGCCAUUCAGCUGAACCUUGUUUUUCUUUAUUUCCUUUUUUAAAACUAUUAUUAUUAAAUUUCUUUGGCACCUAUCUCACUCUGAGGCUGCUUUAUGCGACUCCCAAUCAUAAAAAAUAAAGAAAUAAAAAGGAAGUUUAAACAAAAGAAAAAUAAAAUAGAACAAUGUGGAAUAUUUUGAGCAAUUUUUUCUAGUCAUUUUACUAAGCAAAGGCAUCAUGAUUUAGAUGGGAUUUUGACAGAUGGGAGAUAUGGAUCUUUGUGAUUUGUUCUGUAUGAAAAGAGUUUUCAAAUGAGGAAUAGAAUAUGAAUCCUUCAAAUAAGUAAAGGCACAACUCUAUAAUUUUAAAGGAUGGUUUAUGUAUUAUACUGCACAGUGCAUUUAAAUAAAGUCUGAGUCUUAAGCCACAAGCACAUACUUUGAAAUAGCUGAAACUGCAGUCAUAUACUUACAAGCUUACAAGUUCAAACUUACAUGUAGUCCCCAUCUUAUGAUCUGAUAUCAAAGCUAUGGGGGGGCC
This is a messenger RNA of Protobothrops mucrosquamatus (brown spotted pit viper), 1866 nucleotides long. RefSeq names its product cartilage associated protein (gene CRTAP). Gene Ontology annotation, cellular component: endoplasmic reticulum. The coding region runs from base 1 to 1197 and encodes 398 amino acids. The transcript is spliced from 7 exons. Gene Ontology annotation, biological process: collagen fibril organization; peptidyl-proline hydroxylation to 3-hydroxy-L-proline. The record is from RefSeq and is a predicted model, not a curated record. Lineage: Eukaryota; Metazoa; Chordata; Lepidosauria; Squamata; Viperidae. Gene Ontology annotation, molecular function: collagen binding; protein binding.